UAGGUAGCGCGUCGCAUUGUGCGGCUGAGUUCGUGGCUGUGCGUACGAGUCCAUAACCUGUCGCGUGUGGUUCGCCUUGAUCGCAUCAUCGAUUCUUGACUCGAGCGAGCGUCUGCCGACGAGUUGCCCGUGUUUUUCGCGAUCGCGUAAUUACGUCUGGCUGGCCGGACGACGCCUGGCUGUUCACGGACUGCUUUGUUCCGCGGGACAACGCUCGAAGACGCGGCGAUGAGGGAGAGCUGAGAGCAGAUUGCAACGCAUUGUGAAUGAGAAAUGAGUGGUUCCCGACUUGGCAGGGGCCGGGGUGGCCGCCUGGCCCUAUAUGUGGGUUGCGGGGUGGUAGUUGUUCUUCUGGUGUUCCUCUACCGUGCCGCCACCUUGGAAAUGGCCAGGCUUCGAGAACGUGAAAUCCAAUGUACUCAUCAGCAAGGUGCACUCGCUGCUCAACUCCAAGUUAUAUUCGAGUAUAAAACCCGUUUGGAAAAGUCCCUGGCUGAGGAGAAGACAUCAAAUGCAGCAGUGAAACAAGAACUUCAGCAGCGUGCCUCCAGAGAGAAGGAUCUUCGCGACAAAGAUGGCAGAGAAGCGAUGCAAAAAUUCGAAUCUUUGCAGCAGACCUACAAGAUGCUGCAAUCGGAGCACCAGGAUUUAAAGGAAGGGUGCAAGAAACAGGAGACGCAAGCCUUGGAGAACAUGAACAAGCUGGAGACAACUCUUCAGAACUUACGUACCCACAUAAAGCAAUUGAAAGAAGAGAAAGAGGAGAAGAGCAGGGCCUUAGAGGAUUUGAAGAACAAGUACCUGGAAAUGGAGACAGAGAAGACAAAGCUCGAGGCGAAGUACAAAGAUUUAUUGAAAAGCACUGACAAUACAGAUAGCACUAUCCAGCAUCUCAAGAAAGAAGUGUUUCAGUUGACACACGAAGUGGAGAGAGCCCGGAAAUCUAUAAAUAACUCGCAGAGGACAGAACAACAGGGGGCAAAACCUGCGAUCAUGUCAUCUCAACAGCAACAGAGCACAGUGGCAAGCAGCUCGAUGAAAUCAAUUCCAGCAGUGAGAUUGGAGACUUCAACGACUGCAAACAACCUUAAUCCGUUGUCUACAGCCGUGGUGAAGUCACUCCCAGCCGCUAAACCACUGUUGAAGUCCAAACUUCCAGUGGGUGUACUGCCAAUUCCGGUGCUGAUCGAUCAGAAAUUGGAAAAUCGUGAGGAAAAACAGGACAACACCGCGGCGAGAAUAAAGAACGAGCCCAAAAAGAAAAAGGACGCGGAGAGCAAAGAGAUCGAGGAUGAAAACGGCAAUUUAGCUGCUCAAUUUCAAGGUAGAAGAAAUGAAGAACAUCAUCCUGACAGGCGGGGCUGGCUCAAUGUUGUUCCUGGCAUUCAAGAAAUUGGGGAUGAAGGCAAUCACCUUCGACUUUCUGGUUUUCAAGAAAGUGCGGACAAAAUAGAGGCUGGUGACGAUCAGUAUGAGGUGGUAGAUUAUGGCAAAGAACCUCAACAGAAGAAUAAUGACAUUCACUUAGUCGAAGAAGAAGAUGAAGGCGAAGAUGAAGAUGAACCGAUAGACUACCGCCAUAAUUUGAAACAAAAGAGGCGUAAGUGAACAGACCGAGUUACCAAGAAAACUGAAAGCUCGUUACUUAAAUAAUUGACCGUUUUGGAACAUAAUUUAUGUUUGGCACAAAGAGUAUUUUCUCCGUACUAUAGCGAGACAGUAGGAGUACAAACGCGACGCUAUGGAAGAAAUAAUGUAUUUACAUUUAAGGAUUUCUAUUCGAGGAAAGAGUCAGCUUUACAUUUAACAAUUGCAGUUAACGAUACUUCACUUUUCCAUUACUUAACAGACUGGUCAGUAACAUACAUUCUUCGCCAGAAAUCGAGAACUUCAUUCUCUCUCCACUCUAGAUUCUGAAAUUCGGAAAUCUCGUACAAUGAUCUAGCCAAAAUGUUUAGGUAGGUGAUAUUCUAUGCAGAUGUUAUUUAAGAGCCACUGCGCUCGACUAAGGGACAAAUUGUAUUUUUAUCCAGAAAUUAGAGAGGACGUUCGAGCAGCGUAUCGAUAGAAGAAACAGACUGUAUUUUUCUAGAUUUAAACAUACCGUAAGAAAAACGGAAUUAGGGUUUUCACAAUGAAACAAGGAAUCUGUCGUAAACAUUUACUCUUUCAAUGGCAGAACAUAAAUUUUAAUUGAAUCACUUGUGUUGCUAUAUAUGUGCAGAAAAUUGUCAUUAUUUUUUACUGCAGCUAACAUUACAAUUUUUGUAGACAUUC
Messenger RNA from Megalopta genalis, 2277 nucleotides. RefSeq lists its product as uncharacterized. Gene Ontology annotation, cellular component: Golgi membrane; Golgi apparatus. NCBI's taxonomy places the organism in Eukaryota, Metazoa, Arthropoda, Insecta, Hymenoptera, Halictidae. The record is from RefSeq and is a predicted model, not a curated record.